Bicyclus anynana (squinting bush brown) is the source of this 1372-nucleotide messenger RNA. It is a transcript of the gene wupA, whose product is annotated as troponin I. The coding region runs from base 143 to 892 and encodes 249 amino acids. Gene Ontology annotation, biological process: muscle contraction. The transcript is spliced from 12 exons. Gene Ontology annotation, cellular component: troponin complex. The record is from RefSeq and is a predicted model, not a curated record. NCBI's taxonomy places the organism in Eukaryota, Metazoa, Arthropoda, Insecta, Lepidoptera, Nymphalidae.
GGGGGGCUGCGCCCACGCAUUGCCCACCGCACCUUGCCGCCCGCUGACCGCCAGUCAGCAACUGUGGCUCGUGUUGGCUGAACCAUCUGUAGGGCCAUCUUCUUUUUUCUUGCCGUAGGACACCUAAACUCACACACACACAAUGGCGGAUGAUGAAAAAAAGCGUCUCGAUGAGGCGAAGAAGGCCAAACAGGCCGAGAUCGACCGCAAGCGUGCGGAGGUCCGUAAGCGGAUGGAGGAGGCCUCCAAGGCCAAGAAGGCGAAGAAAGGUUUCAUGACCCCCGAGAGAAAGAAGAAGCUUAGGUUGCUCCUCCGUAAAAAAGCCGCCGAGGAAUUGAAGAAAGAACAGGAACGCAAAGCAGCGGAGAGAAGGCGCAUCAUCGAAGAGAGGUGCGGUAAACCCAAGAACGUCGACGAUGCAAAUGAAGCGGAACUGCAGACGAUAUGUCAAAUGUACUGGCACAGAAUAUACAACCUUGAGGGGGAUAAAUGGGAACUAGAACGAGCACUCCAAAUUAGGAAAAUGGAGAUCUCCGACCUGAACUCUCAAGUCAAUGACCUCAGAGGAAAAUUCGUCAAACCAACACUCAAGAAGGUUUCCAAAUAUGAAAACAAAUUCGCCAAGCUCCAGAAGAAGGCUGCCGAAUUCAACUUCCGUAACCAAUUGAAGGUUGUCAAAAAGAAGGAAUUCACCCUUGAAGAAGAAGACAAAGAGGGUGGUGCUGGCGCCAAGAAAAAGCCAGACUGGUCCAAGGGCAAGCCAGGAGAUCAGAAGGAAGGUGCGCCAGCUGACGCGGCGGCUCCGGCGGCAGGAGCGCCGGCAGCGGCACCAGCAGCGGCACCAGCAGCAGCACCAGCAGCACCAGCAGCGGCAGCACCUGCUCAAGCAUAAAUUGGAACUGGACUACGAAGAAUCUUCACCAAAGAGGGUCAUCUGUCACUCCAUCAAGAUGAUUAUGUACUUUUUCAUCUCAUUGUGAUUUCUAACAUCGUUGCAAUGUUCUGUAUCGUACUUAAUAUUGAUACUACUAAAUCUACUAUUAUUGUUAUUUUUUUUUAUAAAAUAUACAAAUAAAAAAUAUACAAAAAAACCAUCAUGUGUCUAUAAUAAUUAAUUAAUUUUAAUUUAAUGCUUUAAUUUUAUAACUUACGUAGUUAGUUUCACAACUUUAAUAUAAAAAAGAAUAAAUAAAUUAUUGCCUAUAUUAUACUUUUUUGUUUAUUAAGAAAUUGAAAGUGAAUUAGAAAAAUAAAUCUUAAUAUUUAUCUAGGUGCAUACAUACUAAAUAAAUACAAUAGAUAUGUAUUAAUCUUUUUGCCCAUUUAGUGUAUACUUUAGCUGAAAAUAAAAGGUUAUAUUUUAUUUCACGUA